AUGGACCUGGAAAGGCUCAAGCAAAACCUCCGGCUUCGCUCCGGACGGUUGAAGAAAUCUCGCAAACCCGGAGGGCGGGCAGAAUCUGCUGUCGCUACUCAGACCAAAGUGUCUGUUCCACGGGACAAGCCGAGCAGUCCUGUGCCUGUGCAACGAGACACUCGGCCAGCGAAAACAGCACCAUCUGGUCCUCCUCAAGAGGAGCCUUCGCUUCGCAACUGGGACACUGGCACGGCGCUCCCUCAGAUUACUUCUCCUUGUUCACCAAAGCGACAUUCCGAGAUACUCCAUACGUCUACUCUCUCGGACGCAAAUCCCAAUCUGCCAAAAACGUCGUCACGAUACGGCCGGUCAGGGAUAGAACGACCCCGAACAAGUACAUCAUCUAAGCCAGCACAAAAGCCUCUGCCUGUCCAGCGUACCUUGUCCGACACCGAUGCUGGAGUGGCAGUGAUAUCUGAUACCUCUGAUGCCCUGGACUUUGACCUCCGUCCACCGCCGCCUCGACAGAAACCGCCCUCAGUGGAGUCACUGUCCGAGUCUUUAUUCUCGUGGGGAUAUCUCAACAUUCUCCUUCGACGGCCAGAGUAUCUGGCUCGCUUUACUUCCUUUCUGGCCAAAUACCAGCCGGAAAGUCAGCCGAUCCUCCUCAGGUAUCUAGAGACCCAGAAGGCUAUGAAAGCCAUCGAGUAUGCCAACGCUGUGGCCGAAGGAAUUGACCCUCUUCCCCCAGUCGAUCAGAGGUCGGGGAGUAUUCGACCAUCUACUGCUGCCACCGUCGACAAGGCUUUUGAGGAGUGGAGUGCUUCAGCAUUUCGCAUAUUGACGGACGUCGCUCUUCCCGCCUAUAUCACUUAUAACCUGGUGAAAGUCGUUAGUGACUGUCUCAUUGACGAGAUUACAGGGAGACAAACGCCAUUGCUGGGUGAUCUGGUUGGGGGUCUGUCCGAGGUCUUUUGCCUUACCGACCCCAACCAGGAAGACAAUCCCAUCAUCUACGCCAGUGCCGAGUUCUACCGUUUUACAGGAUAUGGACCCGACGAUGUGAUCGGGAGGAAUUGCCGAUUUCUUCAGGGACCCAGAACGAAGCGGGAGUCGGUCGCAAGGCUCAGGAGAAGCAUUGUUGAGGGCCAAGGAAUCUCCGAAACGUUGCUGAACUAUCGCAGAGAUGGUCGGCCGUUCAUCAAUUUGUUAAUGAUCGCGCCACUCCAUGACGACAAAGGGAACGUGAAAUACCACAUUGGUGCCCAAGCAGAUGUGACUGGUCUGGUCGAACGUGGGAAAGGUUUGGUCGGGUUCGAGCGAUAUCUGGUGACACAGGAAAUCGAGAAACGGGAGCAGGAACUCAAUAGCAAGAUCGGCAAGGAAGAUCCCGUCCAUACACAGAAAUCUAGAGCUCUGGCAAAGCUCCGAGAACUUAGCCAGACGUUCGACCUCGAAGAAUCCGCCAUUGUGCGGUCGCAGUCUCGGUCCGCUUCCACGACAAGAAACGGUGAGGAAGGGAGCAUUGGCAGCGGCCGAAGAGCGUCACGACGUCUGAUAGCCGACUUUGACCCUCCUUCAGAAAAUGAAGAUGAACGAAUCACUGCAAAUGACGAUACCUGGAAUCUUGGCCAAUCUGGACCAUUCGGCUCUUCCGGGAAGCUGCCCGGCGUUUAUGAUAGCUAUAUGCUGAUCAGACCGGCGCCCUCCUUGAGGAUUGUGUUUGUCUCCCCUAAGCUACGUCGACGACUGGGCGAUGUUAUCCAGCACCCAUUCCUGUCUCAUGUUGCUGCUCCGUCCAGAACACUAGCUGGGCUCAAGGAGAGUCUCGGGACAGGUGUUCCGGUCUCUGCCAAGAUACACUUCAUGCUCAACCGGGGCGAGCGGAGAGAUGGAACAAAGAUAAGUGCAGAUAGGAAGCCGGAUGAAACAGGACAAAGUCGAGUCUGUUGGGUCUCCGCAACCCCGUUGUUGGGCAGCGACGAUAGGAUUGGUGUGUGGAUGGUCGUGGUUGUCGACAAGACCAAAGUGUUUGCAGCAUCUAAACUUGAAAGAGAAGCAGGGAAAAAUGUGACGGAAGUCCCUAUAUCUGGCAGGACGCACGGCGCAGGUAACUCGAACCUCAGUUACCUGAACCUCGAUAUCCCGGUUCAUGAUCCUCCUGGACAACGGCGUCAAUCCCAACGCGACCCAACACCAAAGCAAGAUAUGCCGGCUGAGGAGAUGCCUGUCAAGCCCGCCAAGCUCGAACAGGUGGCUGAACAAACAAGCACUGUUCAAUCACCCACUUCGAUAAGUAUGGGCAGCACGUUGACUGCAAAUCAGGAGAAGAAAAGGGAUCUACCCGCGGCACAACAAGUUGAAGAACGGCGGCCAAUUGGGGCAGAAGAGGCUCAUGCCGAUGCAGACUCGGAUUUCAUUCCAGUCGGGAAGACCGACGCAAGACUCUCUGACGGCAACGUGCCGUCCCCAGAUAAGGACUUCGCGGAGGGUAUUCCACAACCACAAACACCGGAGCAGCCAGAAUGGGCUCAGCAUGAGCCCAACCAUGACGGUGAACCAGAAGCACCGACGGCUUCAGAAGUCGACGGUGCUCUUGAGAAUGAGUUGGCUGGUAUCAAGUCCGGGCUGGAGAGGCUAUCCUUGGACUCACGAAACAUGCAAAACAUGCAUGCAGCAUUCCAAAACGAGGCAGACUUGUUCCAUGGUUUUUCAGACAACGAAGAUACUCCUAGACGGCCCGAGCAUCUGAGUCGUUUUGACAGCCGCUCUCAUUCCCAUUCCCCUUCCCAAUCGGGGUCCGUUAUCGUAGAUCAUUCAGCCCCAAUAUCACACAACGGUAUACAUUACCUGGAAUACCUUCGUCAUCCGGGAAGCAGAUCGUCUUCGGAAUACCAUCGUGGAAUGCCUGGAAGUGGGAUACUGUCGUCAAUAUACCACCCGGAGAGCGGUGAAUACUACUCGGCGGAUGAUGGUGAAGAUUUUAAUGACGACCAGUGUGCAAGAACUCCAUACAGCGUCGACUGA
Exophiala dermatitidis NIH/UT8656 is the source of this 3009-nucleotide messenger RNA. Its product is annotated as non-specific serine/threonine protein kinase. Bases 1 to 3009 code for a protein of 1002 amino acids. Lineage: Eukaryota; Fungi; Ascomycota; Eurotiomycetes; Chaetothyriales; Herpotrichiellaceae. The transcript has a single exon. Gene Ontology annotation, cellular component: nucleus. The record is from RefSeq and is a predicted model, not a curated record.